Molecule: messenger RNA, 1038 nt
Organism: Hepatospora eriocheir
Lineage: Eukaryota; Fungi; Microsporidia; Hepatosporidae
Source: the annotation of a GenBank genome assembly
AUGGAGAAUUCAAGCAAUUUUAAUCAUGACAGAAUAAUUGAAGAGAAUAAUGGUAAUAAUAGUUUAGAAUAUGAAGCAAACAAUAAUUUAGAGUAUGAAGUAAAUAGUGAUGUUGAUAAUGAUAAUGACCAAGAAUGUGAGACGGACACUCAUAUGACAGAUGAAUUAGUUUUUUAUCAAGAAGUUAAAUCAAUUUUUAAUCCAGAAACUGAACCACAAUAUUAUGAAGGAAAAGGUAUUUUUUAUAAUGAAGCAGAAAUAGUAUUCAAUUUUGAAUCUAAUAAAAUUUCUUGUACUAGAACUGGAAUUAAUAAAGAUAUGUAUUAUUUAACAGAUGAGGAAUCAAAAAUUAUUAACAAUUUACUCACUAAAGAAAUGAAAGAAAAAUUUAAAUCUUAUUUAAUGUCUAAUUAUAAAGAAGAAAUUAUAAAGGAACUUUUCUCAAUUGAAGAAACAAUGAGGUUAUUUGUAAAUGAAAUUUUUACUAACAAUAAUAUUGAUGAGAAUUUAAGAAUCAAAAUUGUUACUUUUCUUAAUAACUUAUUCGAUUAUAAUAAUGAAAAAAUCGCUAUGUUUUUAUCGGAAAAUGACGAAACAAAAGAUAAUUCUUAUAUUUCUUUUUUAUUGGCAAAAUAUUGUUAUGAUGUAUUGUAUGAGAUUGAUUCAUUUUUAUUAGAAUGGAUAUUCAAUAGUAAUAAAACAAAAGAAUAUUAUGACAUAAUGAAGUGUUUAUAUGGUAUUAUUUAUGAAAAUUUUCUUAAUAUGCCAUCUAAAGAAUUUUUAGAUCAAAUUCCUGAAAUUGAUAAAAUUAAAAAUUUGAUAGUGGCUAAUAAAGAGAAUUUUAUUAAUUACAACAUUAAUAAUUGUAAUUAUUUACAUGUAAUAUUUAGAGUUUUUUAUCCUGAUAAAAUUGAAGAAGCUAUAAAGGAUGAUGUUAUAUUAAAUCCAUGGCAUUAUGUUUAUUUUCAAUUAAACUUAUAUGAAUUAAGGGCAUUUUCUUUUUAUCAAUUAAAUAAUGCUGUUGUAAUAGAUAAUUGA